UUGGUUUGUAUUUCUCAUACAGCUGACUGCACUUGAAUGCAUUGUUUUGGCAGCGUGGAUAAAGUCUCAACAUAGUUAAAGGUUCAGUAGGACUUAAUAGUCGAGAAGCAAUUCCGAUCCCAGAAAUAACUGAAUAUCUUGUUCCCAAAUGCCCUGGCUGAUGUGUCUCUCUGUCUGCUGGGACUAUCCUGAGAUGUACAGAGAGAGCUUAAAAUAAAAUAAAAACAAAACUUAGCUGUAUGUCCUGCUUCUCACUAUGGAGAAGGCAUCCAGCACCCAACAUGAGGCAGAGCUGGCUCUUCUGGGAACAAUUCAAAAAGGAAGAGACCCCAGUGGCUGUGACCAGUGUUCAUGCAAGAAACCAAUUAAAUCAAACUGCUGGUUAGCUGCCACAUCUAGCAGUGCUAGUCAGGUGAUGUUGCCUGAGAGAUGCCAGGGCAGUGAUAACACACUGAUGAAGCACCUUUAAAAGAAGAAAAGGGCAGGAGAGUGAUAAAGGACAUCUUACACAAAUGCCGUGUUUGGUUUAUUUCAGCAGAGUGGAGCGUAGUAGCUGAUUCCAGCGGUUUGGGUCUGCUGCUCCAACAGCGGGCCUCCCAGGGACUUCUUUAACUUUAGGUACUUUACAAUUAAUAACCUGGUUUGGAAGAAGAGCAUGCUUAUAGUCGGCAUGGUGGAGGGCAAGCGGAAAUCAACAUGCCAGAGUCAUACUCUGAACACACGUGAUACAUGAUAAACUAGUGUCACUGUCUUCACUUGGAACAGGAGAAAAUAGAAUGGAAGAUGCUGCAAAUUGGUAUUCAUCGGCCAUCUGUAUUUCUGAGCAAAGAUCGGCCAACUGCAAAAUGAAUUUACCAGGGAAAGAUGCGUACCAGCUUGGCUGCUUACUAACUGGAAGCUGAAGGUCUCCUAGCCUCUGUGCAGAGGAACAGAAUGCGGGUCACCAUGAGGCGGGUGUUGCUGGGGCUUGGCUUUGCUGUUGCCCUGAUGGUGACUGUGCACCUUGGCCAGCAGAUGUUGGAGUGCCAGGAGCUGCUGGGCAGGGGCUAUGGCAAGCGGACGCAUGGGCUGAUGAGACCAGAAAAUGAAGAACUGGUUAUGGUGGACUCCAGUCACAUUGAGUACCGGUACAGCAAGGAGAUGCCGUUGAUCUUUAUCGGUGGGGUUCCGCGGAGCGGCACAACUCUCAUGAGAGCCAUGCUGGAUGCACAUCCAGAGGUCCGCUGCGGAGAAGAGACUCGCAUUAUUCCCCGGGUGCUGGCCAUGCGCCAGGCCUGGUCCAAAUCUGGACGCGAAAAGAUGCGCUUGGAUGAAGCGGGAGUGACAGACCAAGUCCUGGACGCUGCCAUGCAGGCGUUUAUCCUGGAAGUCAUUGCCAAGCAUGGGGAGCCAGCCAGAUAUCUAUGUAACAAGGACCCCUUCACGUUAAAAUCCUCUGUCUACCUUUCCAGACUCUUUCCCAAUUCCAAAUUUCUGCUUAUGGUUCGAGACGGCCGGGCUUCUGUCCAUUCCAUGAUCACAAGGAAGGUAACAAUUGCAGGCUUUGACUUGAACAGCUACCGAGACUGCCUUACCAAGUGGAACAAAGCGAUCGAGGUGAUGUAUUCCCAGUGUGCAGAGAUUGGGCAGUCCAGGUGCCUGCCUGUCUACUAUGAGCAGCUGGUGCUGCACCCUGAGCAGUCCAUGCGUGUCAUCAUGCAGUUCCUAGACAUUUCCUGGAGCGACGCAGUGCUGCACCAUGAAGAGUUAAUAGGGAAACCAGGUGGAGUCUCCCUUUCCAAGAGCAGAGGGAUUGAUGCACCCAACUCUGCUUUAGAGUAUUGGUGUGUGUCUAAGUAAAGAACGGCGUGAGUGCCACAAUGGCGGUUAGCUGCUUAGGUGAGGAUUUUUAAGAAUGCUGAUAUCUCAGUCGUCCGACUUGUAAAUAAGGGGAUGAUUUCAGGCUCUGCCUUGGCAGAGUCCUAUUUAAGGAACUCCAGUUUUGGGGUAAUCUGUCUCCUUCCUCUUUUUCUACUCAUUCCCAAAUAUUUCUUUAAACAUUGGAUUAUGUUCCAGCUAGCACUGAAUGAUUUGAGGUAGCAUGCAGCUGAGGUUCCCUGACUUCCCACAAGUAGUUCUGACAUGAUCCUGGCACAAAGAACUGUGUACGCACAGCGUGCGUCUUCGAGAGCAAUUUCAUAUUUUGAGCUUCUUGCUGCUGCUGUUUGUAGUGAUCGUUUUGGCUACUUGGUAACUUUAGAUUAAUGUAACCCAACCACUAAUUUUAAACACAGAUAUAUGGGAAGUAGCCAGACAAGUCUGUCUUCUAACAGUCUUUUUCUGUUAGUUCUGUACAUCCAGAAUGGGGAGGUGGAGGAGAAAGAACCCACUGUAUGGUUUUUCU
Molecule: messenger RNA, 2383 nt
Organism: Chelonoidis abingdonii (Abingdon island giant tortoise)
Lineage: Eukaryota; Metazoa; Chordata; Testudines; Testudinidae
Source: RefSeq, a predicted model, not a curated record